Messenger RNA from Triticum aestivum (bread wheat), 988 nucleotides. Its product is annotated as dehydration-responsive element-binding protein 1B. Gene Ontology annotation, molecular function: DNA-binding transcription factor activity; DNA binding. Gene Ontology annotation, biological process: regulation of DNA-templated transcription. The record is from RefSeq and is a predicted model, not a curated record. Bases 64 to 603 code for a protein of 179 amino acids. The transcript has a single exon. NCBI's taxonomy places the organism in Eukaryota, Viridiplantae, Streptophyta, Magnoliopsida, Poales, Poaceae.
GGCACUGAGCGCGUGACCCACCACCUACGCGCAGCCGCGCUUAUCUCCUUCCGCGCUACUGCUAUGCCGGCGCUCUCCACCGGAGCACCGCGGCGAACAAGUAGACCAGGCCUCAUCCAGCCACCGCUGUGUCAACGCAGCAAGUCACACUUCAUGAGCUCCUCCACUAAAUUCGAUCGAUCCGUGGACGCCGCGUCCCCGUCCGACGACCAGGAGCAAGGGCUGCACCAAACAGUGUCGUCGGAUCCGCCGACGCGACCGGCGGGGCGCACCAAGCUCAAGGAGACGCUCCACCCGGUGUACCGUAGUGGCCUGGCCGGGGGAUGGCUGUGCGAGCUGCGCGUGCACGGGACGAAGGGUUCCAGGUUCUGGCACGGGCACGGCACCUUCGCCACCGCUGAGACGGCGGCGCGCGCGCUCGCGCUAUCAGGCUGCGACGCCUGCCUCAACUUUGCCGACUCCGCCUGUUGGAUGCUGCCCGUUCUCGCGGCCGGGUCGUUCGGCUUCAGCAGCGCACAUGUGUUCAAGGACGCCGUGGCCACCGCCGUCGUGGCAGUCCAGCGCAAGCAACCGCUGGUGUCUCCGGCGGACAUGGCCGACUAAGAGAGGACGCCCAUAGCUAGCCGACGCCGAGCGCGCUGUUCAUAUUCAAUGUCCAGCGACUUGUUGGACGAACACUGGUUUGGCGGCAUAGACGCCUCAUACUACCGCGAGCUUGGCGCAGGGCAUGCUCGUGGAGCCAUCGGCCGACGAAGAUUGGCGGGAGGACGGCGGCGAGUAGAUCGGUCUGGAGACUCACUACGGAUAUGGAGCUACUUGCUCGACUAGAGCAGUGUGAACUAGUGCUAUUAUUCUAUGGAGCUAGUAAUUGUAAAUUAGUGCUAGUAUUAUACUCCUAGUUCUGUUCUUCCAAAUAUGGAAAGAAACAGAGUAGGCAUGGAGGGCAAUUUUUCCCCAAUGUGUUCAUUCACUCAUAUAUCGAGAAAGU